GAGUAAUAUUUAAUCUGGUUCUGAACGUCUACCUGGAAGAAAGAAAAGGGCUACUUCCAGGUGUGUGAUAGGAAAAGUGACUUACACGUCAGGUAUCAUGGAUCUUAAGGCACUACGCAAACCAGAUCUAGACGCAAUUUGCCUAGAGUUGGGGAUCGACAUUGCGGGCCUGAAAAGAAAGCCUCAAAUUAUGGAUGCUAUUCAUCGGUCGGGUGCUGACGGAGACGAACUGCAGGAGUGUUGGGAGUUUAUUCAGGAACGCGAGAAAAGAGAGCAAGAGGAAGAAAGGAAACGCGUGGAAAGAGAAAAGGCGCAGAAAGAGUCCGAGGAGAGAGCAAUCGAGAAGGCCAGGAUCGACCUCGAGCAUGCACGGGCAACUGGGAAACCAAGUGCAGUGGGGCAGCAGGGCUGGAAAAUGAAGAAUCUUUUGCAGCCCUACAAGGUUGGUGAGGAUAUAGGCCUAUUCCUCGUCAAUUUUGAGAGGGCUUGCGAAAAGGCAAGUUUCUCUCGGGAGUCGUGGCCUCAGCGCCUCUUGACGUUGUUGCCGUGUGAGGCGGCGGACGUGGUAGCCAGGCUGAGUAGGGAAGACUCGGAGGACUACACAAAAGUAAAAUCGGGCCUCCUCAGAAAGUACAGGUUGUCCGCCGACGCUUUUCGCAAGCGAUUCCGCGAAGUAAGGAAGAAGACCAGCGAGUAUUAUCCUGAGUUCGCGUACAGCCUGAAGUCGAACUUAGAGGAAUGGCUAAAGGGUUCCGAGGUUUUUGGGGACCAUGACAAGGUGGUAGAGUGCGUCUGUCUGGAACAGUUUUUUAGUACCUUGCCCGAAGAAACCCGCUACUGGGUGCAGGACCGGCCUGACGUGAAGACGGUACAGCGAGCGGCGGAACUCGCUGAAGAGUUCAGCUCUCGUCGUGGCGUGCUUCCCGAAUGGCGCGGUCGCCAGCACAGAGACUCCUCGAAAGGGAUCGGUGCGGGGUUUAAAGGGACCAUGAAAAUUUUAAAAUCAUUUCAUGGUCCCUUUAAGGACAGGUUACGGCAAGGGAAAGAGAAGGGUAGCCACAACGGUAACGCAGAUGGGGCGGCGAAGGAGGGCGAAAACGGAGGAAAGAAACCUGAGGAGAAAGGGCACGGGAAGGCGUUCGAGUCCCGAAAACCUUCAGUAUGCUUUAGGUGUCACGAGCCGGGGCACUUCGCUGCCGGGUGCCGUACACGAGUGGUGUUUUCUUUCGUAAGUGAAGACGAUGAGAACAUGCGUCUCUUAGAGCCCUACAUGCACGACUUGGUGGUGAACGGUAAACCUUGCAAAGUUCUCCGUGACUCACCCGCUACAAUGGACGUGAUUCAUCCGUCCUACGUAAGUCCAUCUGACUUUACAGGCGAGUGCGCCUGGAUUAGACAGGUCGUUGAGGAGAACAGCGUAUGUCUGCCGAUUGCCAAGGUCAAAGUGGAGGGGCCUUUCGGGGAAAUAGAAGUAGAAGCCGCGGUAUCAAAGUCCCUGCCCGAGAGGUACCCUUACCUCUUUUCAAACAAAUCCGAUCAGCUUCUGAGAGAAACGGGCCUAAGAUUUGGGGAAGGAGUUGUCCAGGCUUUGACACGUUCCAAGGUGCGCGAGCUCGCAGCUAAGCAGUCGACCGAACACGGUAGUGAGGGCAGUCGGGACGAAAAGCGCAAUGGGUCAACUACUUGUGACUCCACCGAGAUCCCUGAAGUGAUUGAAGUUGCGCCCAGAGAGAGCAGUGACAGUGGGAGUGAUCCGGCUGAGGAUCAGGAACAAGUAGAUAGAUCAACUCCGCAGGAAGAGGGACAUUUUCUCUCGCCUCACUCAUCGAGUUUUCGGAGCCUGGUGGAGGUGGACAGAGACACUUUAGCGGCCGAACAGGCGAGUGACCCCACCCUGGGUAACAUGACGAACCACACUCAAAGGGAGGGAGUGGCUAAGCGGAACGUUUCGUUCCACACUCGUUCUGGCGUGGUUUACCGACAGUACAGGGAUCGCAAAGGGGUCAGUUAUGACCAGCUAGUAGUUCCGACAAAGUAUCGCAGGGACCUUCUCUGUCUUUCGCAUGGUAGCUCUUGGUUGUGUCACUUAGGCGUAAAGAAAACCAAGGCACAAUUGCUACAGGAAUUUUACUGGCCGGGUUGCUUCAAGGAGGUAGAAGAGUUUGCGCGCUCGUGCGAUGCCUGUCAACGCGUUGGAAAGCCAAAUGACAAGCAAAAGGCGCCACUGAAGCUGGUACCACUAAUCACCGAACCGUUCCGACGUCUGGUGAUUGACGUUGUGGGACCGCUUCCGGUGACCGAUUCGGGAUACCGGUACAUCUUAACCAUGCUUUGCCCCGCGACUAAGUUUCCGGAAGCAAUUCCCUUAAAAGAGCUUAGUUCCGCCGGGGUAGUUGACGCGCUUCUGUUGGUGUUUGCUCGGAUAGGAUUUCCGGCAGAGGUGCAAAGCGACCAAGGGAGCGUUUUUACUAGCGCCCUGACCACGACCUUUCUAGAAAAAUGCGGAAUUCGCGUAGUUCACAGCUCGGUUUACCACCCUCAGAGCAACAGCGUUGAAAAAUGGCACUCAGUUCUCAAACGCGUUCAACGCGCGCUCUGUUACGAGCAUAAGAAAGACUGGGAAGCCUGUCUGCCUGCAACGAUGUUUGCUCUGCGGACGGUCCCGCAUGAAACUACUGGGUUUAAUCCCGCUGAGCUGGUGUACGGGCGAUCCCUGAGGUCUCCCCUCCGAAUGUUACGUGAGGCAUGGGAAGGCGAGGGCGAGCAGGUGACGGUAGUGGCCUACGUUUUAGAGCUCCUUGAUCGCAUGCACAGCACUAGAGAGUUAGUAGAGGCUAACAUGAAAGCCGCGCAGACGAAAGCCAAACUCUAUUACGACAGAACAGCCAGACGUCGCACGUUCGCCGUAGGGGACGCGAUCAUGCUGCUCAGGCCCACUAAGAAGAAUAAACUAGAAGUUCAGUGGGAGGGGCCAGCUGAGGUAGUUGGAAAGUUGUCUGAUACGAACUAUGCGGUGAAGAUGCCUGGCCGGCGUAGGGAAGCCAGGAUAUUUCACAGCAACUUAAUGAAACCAUACCGACAACGGGAGGCAGUAGUCAACCUAGCACUAAACAUGCCCGAAGAAGUCGAAGGAGACUUUCCCGCGGUCGGUAACGAGCCAGGAGGUGAGUCUCUCCAGCGAAUGCUGGAGAGAGUAGAACGCGAGACGGAGUUAGAUCCAACACAGGUAGCCGAACUCCACGCGCUGGUUAAUGAGUUUCGUGACUGUUUUGCGGAUAAACCAGGGAGAACCAGCCUAGUGGAGCAUGACAUCGAAUUAACGACCGAUACUCCGAUCCGUUCCAGACCUUAUCGCGUCUCUCCUAGGCAGAGAGAAAUCCUAGAUCAGGAAAUAAAGCGAAUGCUGGAGCUAGGGGUCAUCGUACCAGCGGAGAGCGACUACACCUCCCCGGUAAUCCUGGUAGAGACUCCUGGGAAAAGUCCUAGACCCUGUGUGGACUAUCGAAAACUAAACGCCAUAACGCGGGACCAGACUUACCCAAUCCCUAAUAUUGAGGAAAGAGUCGAACAGGUACGCGCUUCACUUUCGAGACAGACCACUGCCCACUCACGUGGCUCCAUAACAUGUCCGCAAAGAAUGGGCGUCUUCUGAGAUGGAGCUUAGCUCUACAGCGGUAUAAUUUUGAAGUAAAGUACCGAAAAGGCAAGCUAAACGGGAAUGCGGAUGGGCUUAGCAGAGGCUUUGUCGCGUAGGUUGAAAUUCUUGAUAAUGUUGCCUUUUUCUUCUAUUUUUUUUUUUGUUUUCUUUUGCGUGUGUAAUAUGGUUCGAUGUCAGCCUGAUUUUGAUGAAAUGCAUCAUCAUAUGACUUUCUUUGAGAUCAAAAAUGAAUGAAAUAAUCGCCGGGUUUCCGAGGCGGUAUGUUCUUCUUAACCUUUACGUUUGGUUGCGUGGUAUAUAUUUUCUAGAUAUUUUGACGUAUCAGUUACGGGGUUGAUUGUAUUCACAGUAGUGGUCUUAAUUGUUUGUUCUCGCCAGCUGGUAAAUUUCACUCGUGGAGUGUUGGGCACUGGCUGGGGUUACGGCUUCGGCUUUUUUUUGCGGGUUCUGUUAUGCCUUCGACAGGUCUUCACCCAAGUCUGCUCCAAACGGGGCAGUUCUUCGUUCGCCAAAAAAGUCUACGGAGGAAGCGGAACUUCCUGGACUCUUCGGAGAGCAGCGGUGACUGCAACCCCUUCGAGUCCACUACCUGGCGGCGGAGGAGCUGCUAUGAAUGGCCCCCGGACCAGACCCUCUCGAUCUAAACCACCCGGCACUGGGGAACCCCCUUGAGAAUCGUCGCCAUAUGGUUCCGGUCAGUUGAGAUUGAGCCCGGAAACGAAGCGAGCGGCGACAAAGGGAUGGCUUUCGACGGAGGACCACCGUGUUGAUGCCGCCACACCUAGGCGCGAAGCUGGGCCGGACCCUUACUUCUGGCGGGGAUUACACUGGCCCGAAACAGGGUCACCCGACGCAGGAACCGGGGAUUAUUGUGCGAAGAUUCCGGAUGACGGUGCGCCAGCUGCGGGACCUCCGUGAGGGUGUGUUCAGCACGGAUCAUCUUCGGACGCCACUUGCGGUUGUUCCGGCCCAACCCUUUUCGUGCCACAAAGCCGCCUAAUGGAGAGAUCGGCACCACCUCGGCCAGUGUCGUCUCCCAGGCGGAGAGUGGACCCUUUGUUGUCGCCUCCUCGGCGCGGCAUUCGAGGGCGGGAGUGACUCAGCGCCGGGAUGUGAUGUCCGGCCGCUACUACGCUGUGCGCUUGUGCGUGCAAGUGGGCGGGGCCUGACCAGUUGGGGAGCGGCGUCCUGGCCUAGAGACGUAGGGAAGGGGUACCUUAUAAAAAGAUCGGUUUUACGCGCUCUCGGUGUGUUCUCACGUUGUUCUCAUGCCGUACGGCAGACUGUAUAUAGAAUGUAAAUAAACAGUUUGAGAAGAGACAC
Messenger RNA from Ixodes scapularis (black-legged tick), 4981 nucleotides. RefSeq lists its product as uncharacterized. Gene Ontology annotation, biological process: DNA integration. Gene Ontology annotation, molecular function: zinc ion binding; nucleic acid binding. Lineage: Eukaryota; Metazoa; Arthropoda; Arachnida; Ixodida; Ixodidae. The record is from RefSeq and is a predicted model, not a curated record.